UACGUUUCCCAGGUGACUUUGCGCGCUUCUUGCACGUGAUGGCUAGUGUUGUUCUUGUGACAGUUCUUUAUUAUUUUCUUUGAAAAAAUGUUUGUUUGUUUUUUGCUCGCAUUUCUGAGGGGUUUAGGAUGUGUAGCGGAACGUGUUGUGGAUAAUGUUGGGGUUUGGUGCAUCGUUUAAUACUGUGUGAGGAGGAACAACGAGAGAGUGUUAUCAGAUGGUCCCGUGCUCUUGAAUGUUUAGCACGUUGACAGUCCGCGACCUGGCACUUUAAUGAUAAACAUCGUUGAUCUGAGUCAACGAUUUAAUAUUGAUAUUACAUUUAUAUUAAUGAUAAUUAAUAAGAGCAGAUAUCUGAAGUGAGCGCAGUCAUGGAGAGCCCACACCUACCUAUUGAGAUUAUCUCCUACAUAUUGAGUUACCUUCAUGUAACGGAUCGAAAGGAGGCGUCACUGGUCUGUAAGAGUUGGUACGAAGCAAGCCAAGACCACCGGUUUCAGAAAAAUGCCACCUUCAAGUUCCAUGUUUCCACAUCUUCACUGGAUUUUAUCCGUGCACUUGCAAGGCGCCCUCGCUGUGGCCUAGUCAUCAGUCAUCUUGAUGGAUCCAGCCUGUCAAGACAAGUACUUUUGGAAGUGGGGCUUCACCUAGGCCCUCACUUGGACAGUUUGGCUCUACCGGGCAGCAGCAUCACAGAGUCUUCCCUGCUGGGCCUCCUACCACAUCUGACCGGCCUCCGCAAGCUGGACCUUCACGGGCUGGACAGCCUCUUCAUGUCUGGGGCUUUUCUGUCAAGACAGGAGCACCGUCGACAGGUGGGGAACGCUUUGAGGAACCUGGAGGAACUGGAGUUGUCUGAUCUUCGCUACCUCUCCGAUCUCUCUUUCAACCGGCUGACGAGUUGCACGCCCAGGUUGCGCGGUCUGGCCCUGGCCGGAUGCCACAUCGCUUUCGAGUUUGACCCAUACCGAGGUAGCCCUGUUGGGUCCGGCUCCUCGGCUCUAGUUUCCCUCCGUAACCUCCUGACUCUCUUGCAGAAGCAGGCCUGUACGCUCCACAGCCUGGACUUGAGUCGCACCAGCAUCACCCCCGAAUCCCUCCGCUCCAUAGCUCAGGUGCCCGGCCUCCGUCUGGAGGAUCUGAGUCUACGCGGCUGUAAAGAGCUGACCGACUACUCCAUAGAAAUCCUCUGCAAGCACCAGAACGGCCUGAGGACGCUGGACCUCGGCGCGUGCACUGAGUUGACCAGUAGGACGGUGCUGGCGGUGUCCACUGAGCUGAAGGAUCUGCAGUCGCUGACCCUCUCACAGGACUGGAAGAUAACAGAUGAAGGCCUGACCGAGCUGAUGGCGCUGCCGUGCUUGAGGACUCUGGAUCUGUCGGAGUGUCUGCAUGUCAGCGGGACAGACCUGGUGAAGGGACUGUCCUGUCCACAGCCCAGGGCGCAGCUGCAGGCCCUUAGCCUUAGAAACUGCUCAUACAUAAGGGACACAGUCAUGUUCUCCCUGACGCAGUUGCUGGGCAGUAACCUGAGAAAGCUGGACCUCACCUCCUGCGUCUAUCUCACUGACCUCAGUGUUCAUGCCAUCGCAAACUAUCUCCCUGCGCUGCUGGUGCUGCGGCUCGGCUGGUGCAAAGAGAUCUCUGACUGGGGGCUGCUGGGGAUGGUGGAGCCCACCAAAAAUUGUGAACCAAGAGACAAAGAGGAUGAUAAAGGCCCAAGCUUUACUAGGACAUUUGGAAACAUGGGCUUUUUCCAGCCUCCCAGCCUGCCUUUCCAGGAGAAGCCACGUCUCGUAACCGAUGAGGACCUGGGGGCGUUUAGAGAUCAGGAAGGAGCAUCACUGCUGGCCCUCAGGGGUCUUCAGGAACUGGACCUGUCGGCCUGCUCGAAGUUAACCGACACCAGUAUCACACAGGUACUCCGUUUCCCAGACCUGCAGCGUCUCUCGCUUUCCAUGCUGCCUGAGAUCAGCGACGACAGCUUGGUGUCCGUAGCUCUUCACUGCCGCAACCUCACGAGCCUGGCACUCAACCUCUGUCCCCAGAUCAGUGACCAAGGUAUGGCGCGGGCCCUUCCGCUCCUCCACAGACUGCAGCAUCUGUUCCUGGCCUGCUGCGACGCGGUUACAAACGAAACUCUUUCCAUAAUUGCGCUGCACUGCGACAGACUCAGGACCCUCGAUGUGUCCAUGUGCAAGGACAUAACCGUGCACCAGGUGGACCUCCUCCAGUCCCGCCUGCCCUUCCUUGAGAAAGUCCAGUGUCGCUUUGCCAAUGGCACAGAUUUCACUAUUGUACUCUGAUUCUGUAAUACAGUGAAAGUGAAUCAUAUGAAAAUAUAUUUAAAGCACUUUUUACUCAGGUAUAAAAGAGUAAUACAUUUCUAAAUGCUUUAUUUUUUUGCAUAGGACCAUAAUUGUAUUAUUUAUGUGGUGAAUCACUGCUUUUGAAUGUAGGGGUUUCAGCUCUUGUGUUCACACAUUUCAAAUGAUUCCAGUAUAAACAUGAUCUGCUAUUGAUUAGUAGAUAUAAAACUCCAUACUGGCUGUAUUCCAGGCAGUAUAUGUCAAUAAAUUAUUAUAAGAA
Molecule: messenger RNA, 2589 nt
Organism: Rhinichthys klamathensis goyatoka
Lineage: Eukaryota; Metazoa; Chordata; Actinopteri; Cypriniformes; Leuciscidae
Gene: fbxl9
Product: F-box and leucine rich repeat protein
Exons: 8
Coding region: 372-2306 (644 amino acids)
Biological process (GO): SCF-dependent proteasomal ubiquitin-dependent protein catabolic process
Cellular component (GO): SCF ubiquitin ligase complex
Molecular function (GO): protein binding
Source: RefSeq, a predicted model, not a curated record